Molecule: messenger RNA, 5132 nt
Organism: Eleginops maclovinus (Patagonian blennie)
Lineage: Eukaryota; Metazoa; Chordata; Actinopteri; Perciformes; Eleginopidae
Product: transducin-like enhancer protein 4
Exons: 20
Coding region: 1-2367 (788 amino acids)
Biological process (GO): negative regulation of canonical Wnt signaling pathway; regulation of DNA-templated transcription
Cellular component (GO): nucleus; transcription regulator complex
Molecular function (GO): protein binding; transcription corepressor activity
Source: RefSeq, a predicted model, not a curated record
AUGAUUCGAGAUCUGAGCAAGAUGUACCCCCCGGCACGGCAUCCGUUCUUCCUCUCUCUCCUCCACUUCAUGUGCCAUUUGGUUUGGGUUGAGGUUCCCCACCAGCCGGGACAGCCGUUAAAGUUCACCGUCACCGAGUCCUGUGACCGGAUCAAGGAGGAGUUCCACUUCCUGCAAGCCCAGUAUCACAGUCUGAAAAUGGAGUGUGAAAAACUGGCCAGUGAGAAAACUGAGAUGCAGAGACACUAUGUCAUGUACUAUGAAAUGUCGUAUGGACUCAACAUCGAGAUGCACAAACAGGCGGAGAUCGUCAAGCGGCUGAACGCAAUCUGCGCCCAAGUCAUCCCCUUCCUCUCUCAAGAGCAUCAGCAGCAGGUGGUGCAGGCAGUGGAGCGGGCCAAGCAGGUUACCAUGGCUGAACUCAACGCAAUCAUAGGACAGCAGCAGCUCCAGGCUCAGCAUCUCUCACAUGGCCACGCCAUCCCGGUCCCGCUCACACCUCACCCGGCAGGCCUCCAGCCCCCCCUGCCCCCUGGGGCCGGUACUGCCAGCCUGCUGGCUCUGUCCUCUGCACUGAGCCACCAGCUGCCGCUCAAAGACGAGAGGAAACACCACGACAGCAACAACGAUCACCCGAGAGACAGAGACUCUGUUAAGAGUUCAUCUGUGUCCCCCUCGGCCAGCUUUCGGAACCGAGAGAAGCACAGGAGUUCAAGCGAUUACUCCUCCGACAGCAAGAAACAGAAGACUGAUGAUAAGGAGCUGGCCUCUACACGCUAUGAAAGUGAUGGAGAGAAGAGCGAUGACAACUUGGUAGUGGAUGUCUCCAAUGAGGAUCCGGCGUCUCCCAGAGGAAGUCCUGCCCACUCGCCUCGGGAGAACGGAUUGGAAAAGAGUCGCCUGUUGAAGAAGGAUGCUCCGCUGAGCCCAUCCUCCAUCGCCUCCUCCAGCAGCACACCUUCAUCCAAAUCCAAAGAGAUUAAUCUGAAUGAGAAGUCCACAACGCCUGUGUCCAAGUCCAGCUCACCCACAUCCCGCUCCGACGCCCCCACACCCAGCAGCACCUCCACCCCUGGCCUGAGGUCUGCACCGAGUAAACCUGCAGGAAUUGAGACGCUGGCUCCUGGUCUCCGCACGCCAUUGGCAGUGCCCUGCUCGUACCCGAGUCCGUUUGGAAUGGUUCCCCACCCGGGUAUGAACGGAGAGCUGAGUGGAGCCGCUGCAGCAUACACCGGGCUGCAUAACAUUUCUCCACAGAUGAGUGCGGUCGCUGCUGCUGCAGUGGCAGCUUACGGACGCACACAAGUGGUGGGAUUUGAUCCUCACCACCACAUGCGUGUCCCUGGCCUUCCUCCCAACCUGUCAGGCCUUCCUGGUGGAAAACCAGCAUACUCCUUUCAUGUGAGUGCUGAUGGACAGAUGCAGCCUGUGCCUUUCCCCCCUGACGCGCUGAUCGGCCCAGGCAUCCCUCGGCAUGCACGACAGAUCAAUACUCUCAGCCACGGGGAGGUGGUGUGUGCUGUCACCAUCAGUAACCCAACGCGUCAUGUCUACACGGGAGGCAAGGGCUGCGUCAAGGUGUGGGACAUCAGUCACCCUGGAAACAAGACCCCUGUAUCCCAGCUAGACUGCCUUAACAGAGAUAACUACAUCCGUUCCUGCCGGCUACUCCCCGAUGGGCGGACCCUCAUAGUCGGGGGAGAGGCGAGCACUUUGUCGAUCUGGGAUUUGGCUACACCAACUCCACGGAUCAAGGCUGAACUAACUUCUUCAGCACCUGCAUGCUAUGCUCUGGCUAUCAGCCCAGACUCAAAGGUCUGCUUCUCCUGCUGCUCUGAUGGGAACAUAGCCGUGUGGGAUCUACACAACCAGACCCUGGUUAGGCAGUUCCAGGGCCACACUGAUGGAGCCAGCUGUAUUGACAUCUCUAAUGAUGGGACAAAGCUGUGGACUGGAGGCCUGGAUAACACUGUGCGCUCCUGGGACCUGAGAGAGGGACGGCAGCUGCAGCAGCACGACUUCACCUCCCAGAUAUUUUCACUGGGAUACUGUCCAACGGGCGAGUGGCUCGCAGUGGGGAUGGAGAACAACAAUGUUGAGGUCCUACAUGUCACCAAACCUGACAAGUACCAGCUCCACCUGCAUGAGAGCUGUGUGCUUUCACUCAGAUUUGCUCACUGUGGGAAGUGGUUUGUGAGCACAGGGAAAGACAAUCUGCUCAAUGCAUGGAGGACUCCCUAUGGAGCCAGCAUUUUCCAGUCAAAAGAGUCAUCCUCAGUGCUGAGCUGUGACAUCUCCAUCGAUGAUAAGUACAUUGUGACGGGCUCAGGAGAUAAGAAAGCGACUGUCUACGAGGUCAACUACUAGGCCAUCCCAUCCGCCGUGUCUCCAACAACUAUGUACAAUUUUUACUGUAUAUUAAAUGGAUUUGAAUGGAACUAGCCAAACAGACUUUUCUGGACGGUGACCUUUUUGACAUUUUAGCUGGCCCUGGAUCAAAACAAACAGCAGAACCAAGCACAGAGAUGUCCUUUUUUUGUCUUAAGGAGUAGCGUUUUUGUUGAUGAAGUUGAAGAUGAAUGAAUGUCCAUGUGCACUGAAUCUGGAGAUGAUGCUGUUGUUGGUUCAAUAGCAUUCACUUUGUUUUAAACCAACACAUUUGCACGUACAAGCAGCUAAAACAUGAGCACAGUUGUUCACAUGCUUUCCUUUGUACUUCCGGACCUAAAGGCUUAGAAAAAGGGCAACAAUUGAGAGGAUAACUAUAAGAUUAACAGUUAUAUUAAAGGAGGUGUUUCUCUUCAAAACUGAGUGCCAUUGUAGUUGUCAUCUAUUCAGCGGCUGCUGCCAACCUAAUUCCAAAUCCUGAUACACUGCCCCCACUGCCUGUGCUCUUUUCUGUACAUGCACUAAACACAUUCAACACAUAUUUAGACUCUAUUCACCACAUGUGGAUAGUUGCAUACAAUGUGAUUUGAUUGAACUGUUACUGUAUAUUAAUGUGAUCUCGAAAUGCCAUAUCCUCCAUUUUUUAUCUGUUUGUUCUGUCCAAAUUUGCCUUUUUUUCCAAUAACACUAUAUGAUUUUUCUCUUGCCUGAAUCAGUAAAAUUGGCAUUCCACAUGUCAUAACAAAUGCUGGCUGAACUUAAUGAUUACCAGUUGAGAUGCAACCUGGUAAUUAGUUAGCUGUAUAGGCUCUGGUAGGCUGAUUCAUUUGAAUGUUUUUAUCUUAGGUUAAGCCGGUGUGUGAAAUGGCUUCUUCCCCUUGUUUCCAGAUUUAGACGCUAUGAUAGGCUGCUGGUUGUAACUUUAUAUUUAACAGGUGACAGUUCUGUCAAUCUUAUCAUCUUACUCUCUGCAAAUAAUCACAUUUCCCAAGUGUUCAAACUAUUCCUUCAAAUGCAGCUUGUCUCUACCUUUGAUAUUUAUUUUCUACCUGCUGUGUUCAUAAUUCAUUUUUUAUUCUCAUACAAUUUUGGGUUAGGUGGGAGCUCAGUCUGUGUGUGUGGGUGUGUGUGUGUGUGUGUGUGUGUGUGUGUGUGUGUGUGUGUGUGUGUGUGUGUGUGUGUGUGUGUGUGUGUGUGUGUGUGUGUGUGUGUGUGUGUGUGUGUGUGUGUGUGUUUUGUUGGCAUUGAACAAACAAACUAACAAGAUUGCCCCCGGUGCCCUCACUACUGUGCGACCUUUGCCCUUGGUUCUGCGGCCUCAGUUCAGACUCUUCUGGAGGCUCACUGGAGUUUGUGUGACGGAUUUCAGAGAACUGUGUAAUGAUGUUUGGAGGUCAACCAGUCCCGCUUUUCCUGCCUGGACUCCUUUCUGUUUGGACCUUUGGACCUUGGUCAGCGAUACGGUCGUGAUUUCUUUGGGAUUUACUUAUCUUGGCUUGUAGAAAUAACACAGUGCCUUUAUACUGCUGCGCUUCUGAAACCAUUUUGUCCUGCUGAGUGUUCAACUGCACGGAGAUGAAACAUGAUGGUCUCUGCUGUAGGAGUGUUUUUUAAAAACACAGUUUUUUGAGUGUUACUUUUAAAGAAUAAUUUUGGAGUAAAAGAAAAAUAUCAGUCAUUAGAAAAUGAACCCAAACAGUUUAUCCAGUACGAUUUGUAUUAUUGUCUGUUUCCCACUGAAUUAAUCAGGACCAAACUCCUCUUUGUGUCUCCUGCUUUACCAAACACUUGCACGUGAAAUACAUUAUUCAUGGUUACUGCUGUUUCAGACUGAUUGUUUAAAGCAUGGUGCCAUUAACCAGAAGUCUCUGACAUCGCUUUAUUCUUCACUGUAUUUCUUUCCUUUUUUGCUUCCAAACUUGUUUGGUGCUAUUGCGUUAAUGCAGCAUAGCUUCGGCCCCGAGCUUGGAUGACACACAAAUACAAAUACAAAGCCUAUCAGUAAACAUAAACACAGAUUAUUAACAUCAACCAUACUUAAUCUUAACCUCAACAACGAUUUAUGAUUUUACAUCUUGGUCUAUCUGCUCCUAUAACCCUUGUGGGAUCCUGACUGAUCAUUAAGAUAUCACUUGCGUUGUACUGUAAACACAGGAAAUGCAUUUUAUAGCUUUGUCUGUCAGUUGUUCAGUAUAAAGCCAUAUAAAGUAUUACAUUGACACAUUUUAAUUGGUUUAAUGGUUUAUCUUUCUGAUAACCUUUUCAAACUGAAAAGUGCCGUGCUCGUCCACUUAUAUUCCUGACACCUUAACACAUGAUUACUUUACUGUAAGGUCUUAUCAGUUAUAUAUAGACAUACCAAUGGAAAAGGGUCCGUUUGUGUCAGCCUGGGUCUGUCAUGCAGUAUUUAAUACACAUGUUCUUUUUCUCUUUAAAGAUAACCAUUUUUUACAAUAUUUAAAAAAAGCUGUGGCUGUGACUUUGACAGAUAUCUAAUUGCAUUAAAGAAACUACUGAAAAAACUGCUCUGCUGUGAAUGCAAAGCAACAUUUUGGUGCAAAGCCACAGUUAAAGUCUAAUGUGUGUGAUAAACAUGGGACCAUAUGUAAGAUAUUACACUGCUCUGACUGAUAUUUUUGUAAUUUCUUUAUCAUACACACCCAGUGACACUGUACAUUCUGAAGGACUGGAUGUUGAUAUUGUUUUUUUCAGUGUUUGCCUUAUUAUGUGCUCUAUUUCUAAAU